AAUGGUUUACGUUCCCGAUAACCUACAGUUUGAGGAGUGAAUUAUUUUUGGAAUUUGCCCGGCCAAAACUUUCGAUAUUGGCAUCAUGUGUUCUCGUAUGAAGCUAGGGCAACACUGCAAGCACUCGCACAGCCUCUCGCUCAUGCGCACUGACUGCUGCCUGAGCAAUUUGUCAGUACUCGUGGGAGAAUUUGGACAAGCUUAGCAUUUGUCAUGGAGGAGUCAGCCAUGAAUGCGGCCACUCCUGACUUUGACGUUUAUGGAGCAAUGGAUUGGAAAGAUGGAGUGGGAACGUUGCCUGGAAGUGAACUGAAGUUCCGGGUGAAUGAGUUCGGGGUCCUGGAGGUCAUAACCGAUGAGGCAGAUGACGACAGCGUUAAGAAGGCCCACGCCACGACCACAUGGGCAGUCCCCACUGCCCAGGAAGUGGUGAAGGAGGAGCAGCGUCCCUGGGCCCAGCGUGGCCUGGUGUGCGUGCGGUGCCAGAGGAAGGGCUCGGCCGUCGACUUCCUGCCGGACGGACGCCACUGCAGCGAGCGCUGUCAGCAGCAGGACCAGGAAGAGUGGAAUCUGAAGAAGGACGCUACCAAGACUAACGGAGAGGGGAUUGGGGGUACCAGGAAGAGACACCUCCAGCCAGAGAAAGUUCCAGAAGAGGCGGACAGCGUGAUGGAUGUACCUGAGGAUGACGACGAGGACUACGAAGAGAAGGACAACAGGAAGUCGACACGCGGGGCCCCCAGGGGACGCAGGAAACGGAGAGGCGACGCGGCGCUACUCAGGCAGACGGUGCCUUACGGAGGGAAAAAGAAGUCUUGGUGCUGGGCGUCGUAUUUGGAGCAGGAGAAGGCCGCCGCGGCCCCCAACAAGCUGUUUAAAGAGCACCAGUCUCUCCCACAGAGCAAGAACGGGUUCCGCGUGGGGAUGAAGCUGGAGGGGGUGGACCCCGAGCAUCCCUCCAUGUACUGCGUGCUGACCGUGGCCGAGGUCUCAGGCCACCGUAUCAGGCUGCACUUUGACAAAUACUCUGACUGCUAUGACUUCUGGGUAAACUCCAACUCCCCUGACAUCCACCCAGUGGGCUGGUGCGAGAAGACGGGCCACAAGCUGCACCCUCCCAAAGGCAUGAAGGACGAGGAGUUCAGCUGGUCGUCCUACAUAAAGCAGAACAAGGCCCAGGCUGCACCCAAAGCCCUGUUUGAGAACCAGAACACGACGGUGACGCCGCAGGGCUUCCGCGUGGGGAUGAAGCUGGAGGCGGUGGACAAGAAGAACCCCUCCUUCAUCUGCGUGGCCACCGUGGCCGACAUGGUGGACAGCCGCUUCCUCGUCCACUUCGACAACUGGGACGAGAGUUACGACUACUGGUGUGACGCAACGAGCCCUUACAUCCACCCGAUUGGCUGGUGCCAGGACAACGGCAAAACUCUGACCACACCCCCAGGUUACCCCACCGAGAAGGGCUUCUCCUGGGAGAGCUACCUCGAGGAGACAGGGGCCUCCCCUGCUCCAGCCAGAGCCUUUAAAGUGAAGCCUGCUCAUAGUUUCCAUGUGUAUAUGAAGCUGGAGGUGGUGGACAGGAGGAACCCCAUGCUGGUGAGGGUGGCCAGUGUGGUGGACACGGACGACCACAGGAUCCGGAUCCAUUUUGACGGCUGGACAGAUGAGUAUGACUACUGGGUGGACACGGACAGUCCAGAUCUCCACCCGGCGGGCUGGUGUGCCAAGACUGGACACCCUCUCCAGCCCCCUAUCAGUCCACAGGAGAUGUUUGAGUCGUCGGAGCAGGGCGGCUGCCCGACCCCCGGCUGUAAGGGCGUGGGCCACAUCAAAGGGGCUCGCUACUCUGGACACCACAGUGCGGUGGGGUGCCCGUAUUCGGACAUCAACAUCAACAAGGACUCGGUGCUGCCCGACCGGCUGAGCGGGGAGAUGCCCGGCAGCGCGCCCGGCGUGGGCAGGCCCAGGAGGGUGGAGCCCGGCCCCGAGACGUCCGCCAGCACGGCAGACAAGCAGUCCGCUGGCCCAAGCUUGGGUCACCAGGAGAGGCCUGGACGUCCAGAGAAGCCCAGCGCUGCGCCCAGCUCCAUGGAGCCACCCCUCAAGAAGCCUGCAGGGACGGAGCCAAAGAGACGAGUGGGGCGACCUUGUAAGCAGAAGAAGGUCGAGGAGCCGGUGGUGGUGGUGGAGGAGGAGGAGGCGGAGAGCGAGGUGUCCUCCAUUAACGAAACCAAAGAUCUGAGUCUGCAGCAGGCCCUGCACCAGUCUGUGUUCAUGCCGGCCGGCUCCCUCUCUCCCACCUCGGGGACGGCGCACUGCUGGGACCAGCACAGCAAGCUGCUGCCCACCGUGGCCGGCAUCACCGCUAGCAAAGUGGCCGCCUGGAGCGUGGAGGAGGUAACUGAGUUCAUUCAAGGUCUGCCAGGGUGCAAGGAGCAAGUUCGUACUUUCAGAGAAGAGCAAAUCGAUGGCGAAGCCUUCCUGCUGCUCACCCAGGUGGAUCUGGUGAAGAUCCUGAGCAUCAAACUGGGCCCUGCCUUAAAAAUCUACAACUCAAUCUUGAUGUUCAAGACCGCCGAGGACUCGGCCUAUAAUGAACUCUGAGUGACAGGCCAAGAAAGGGGGGAGAGGAGGCUGUCACUUUCGGCCUCAGUGAGCUGGCGGUGGAAUUUUCCGGAACGAAAUGAGGGGGGAAAAAGAAAUAAGAAGCACAAAAGAACUCUUCCUCAAAGAAGAACCUGAAUCAUGCGAGAGGAGAAAAGGGGGAGAAAAAAUGCACAUGUAUAUUGCACUGUUGUUGUUUUUUUCUUUUUUUCUCUGCUGCCAUGAAAUUCAUAGACCUGUACAGUUGAAAUUGAUGAUGUAUAUAGGCAGUAUAUGAGGGCAAAAAAAUAAGUUGUAUUCCCUAUGCCUCCUCACUGUACUAAUGAGCUACAGUAUGUGUGCUUUUAUUUUUUAGAAUUAGGGCUAGUGUGUGGGUAGAGAAGGCUGCCCUUACAGGAUCUCCAAAAAGCAAAACCAACACUUCACACAAGCAUCAUUUCUUUACGCAGUUAAGCAUUUUUUUUUUUAAUUGGUCGGUAUGAGCCGGUAUUUCGAUUGUUUUAAGGUUAACGUGUAAAUCCCCCAGCUGGUAAUGGAGCUAAUGGGCUGCAGUAGCGCUGUAGUAGCGCUGAUGAGUGCAGAGGCAGAGGCCUCUCCCUGGGGCAACAUGACAAAGUCAAACAGAGUCAACGGGCAGACGAUUCCCCCCGCAUGGCGGAGCACAGAGGGGCAGUAGAUGAUUGAGAGGAAAGUGAUGGAAAAUAACCCCCCCUCUGUAUUCCUGAAGCAAAAACAUGGCAUUUAGAGCCACUCCCCCUUUUCCCUUUCAUUUUCUUUCUUUUUUAAAAAAAAAAAAACUUUCUUUGUUGUCAUUUUAGGGCUGAGCGAGAACAGAAGGUUCUCUCGCCAAGGCAGAAUAUACUGGAAAUCAUUUAAUCAUCAGGCAUGUGCCAGUGUAAGGGACUCAAGAUGGUGCCCUAGAUGGUGAUUACUAAGGUAUUAGGGUUCAUGUGCAACUCUUAGAAGAAGCUCUCCAAUAUACAGUUAUAGAUAUAAAAAAAGAAUCUCUGCAGGCUCUCAAAAUGAAAUGAAGCCUGAAUCUGUUUGGUUGCCAUCCCAUGUGUGUGCGCAACCACUCCAAGCAUCUCAGCAGCUACUGGAAUUAGCCCCACUAACCACAGACCGUUCUUUAGAAAAAAGACAUCCUUUGUAUACUCUUGAGCCAUUGAUGGCAGGAUGCUAUUUUUAUUUCCAUGUGAGUGUGAUUGAAGCAUAGAGAACACAAAGAGAUGUUUUUUUUUCUUCUGCCUUUACAUCUUUCCUUUCGUCUGUAACUACAUGUAUUCAUAUGCAAUUUUUUUGUAUUUAUUUAUUUAUGCCGAUGACGCUCGGACCAGCGUGAGAAUGUUUUGCGGAUGUGAAGCCAUGCCUGGAGGAAA
Sardina pilchardus (European sardine) is the source of this 3983-nucleotide messenger RNA. RefSeq names its product L3MBTL histone methyl-lysine binding protein 3 (gene l3mbtl3). The transcript is spliced from 22 exons. Gene Ontology annotation, molecular function: zinc ion binding; histone binding; chromatin binding. Gene Ontology annotation, cellular component: nucleus. Lineage: Eukaryota; Metazoa; Chordata; Actinopteri; Clupeiformes; Clupeidae. The record is from RefSeq and is a predicted model, not a curated record. Bases 214 to 2604 code for a protein of 796 amino acids. Gene Ontology annotation, biological process: negative regulation of DNA-templated transcription.